AUGGGAUUUCUCUUUCUAUUAGCGGCUGUCGCCGUUGUAGUACAGGCUCAAGAGGUGUACAUCACGACUACUGGCUACACGGCGCGGCCACAAUGCACUGAACCCCCAGCUACGCCAACUUUUCGCUUCCAGUCGUUUUCAUAUGCAUCGCUCAACGAUACAAUUCGCUAUGCAAUCUCAGUCCCCUCUCCAACAACCACCCACACCUACGGACCAGCAUACACAGAUGCAGUAGCAAAACUGUCGACGAAGCUAACGACCACGACGUGGGGUAGUUGGGUACCAAGUCAGACCGUCAUCUCUGCAACCGAUACAGCGGACAAAUACGGCCAAGCCGCGUGGUCAUCGCAAUGGCUACAUGCAAGCUUGGCGAAUUAUACCAAUAUUGGUUUGUAUACGACCACCGUCAAUCCUACCCCAUUACCUUCCAGUGAACUUGUUCUUCCACCACGAGACUAUUUCGGUCCAACGGAUUGCUACAACUUUCCGGAAGGAUUCACGUUCGGUGUUGCCGGAUCUGCUGCUCAGAUCGAAGGUGCUAUUGGCCUCGAAGGUCGUGCGCCGAGUAUACUGGAGAAAUUGCUGCCAGAUACAGAACCGCAGGAUUACGUGACAAAUGAGAACUACUACCUGUAUAAGCAGGACAUUCAGCGUCUUGCAUCGAUUGGCGUCAAGUAUUACAGUUUCUCAAUCUCGUGGGGCCGCAUUCUACCGUUCACCGUGCCCGGAAGCCCAAUCAAUGAACAAGGCCUCAAGCAUUACAAUGACUUGAUCGAUUAUGUUUUGGAAGUUGGCAUGGUACCUAUUGUUACGAUGCUCCACUUCGAUACUCCACUGUAUUUCAUCAAUGCCUCUGCUGGUUACGUGGUGCCGGAUAUUGGAUACCAGAAUGGCGGGKAUUGGAAUAAAGAGKUUGUCGAUUCGUUUGUGAAUUACGGCAAGAUCUUGUUUACGCAUUUUGCCGAUCGUGUCCCGUUCUGGGUUACUAUUAAUGAGCCCCUGCUGUAUGCGUUUAAUUUCACAGGACUGGAUAAUGUUGUGCAUGCCCACGCAGAACUGUAUCACUUCUAUCAUGAUACUUUGAAUGGAACUGGAAAGGUGGGAUUGAAAUUGAACGACAAUUUUGGCGUGCCCAAGCACCCUGAGAACCAGACCGAGAUCGAUGCCGCCAACCGUUUCAAUGACAUGCAGCUCGGCGUCUUUGCGUAUCCGAUUUGUCUCGGCCAGCAAUAUCCUAAAUCUAUUCUCGACACUCUGCCAGGCGCCAAACCACUCAGUAAAAAGGAAUUGGAGUACAUCAGCCAUACAACCGACUUCAUCGGCAUCGACGCAUAUACAGCCACCGUCAUCUCCGUUCCCGCCGAAGGCAUCGAAUAUUGCUCCAAACAGAACAUGACCACCAACUCCUUGUAUCCGUACUGCGUCACCCAAGAAACCGUAAAUUCAUAUGGCUGGGAUAUUGGCUACCGCUCUCAAUCCUACGUCUACAUCACACCCACCUACCUCCGCGCAUUCCUGUCUUAUAUCUGGAACACCUACAAAACGCCCCUCGUCCUCAGCGAAUUCGGUUUUCCCGUCUACGCUGAAUCGACUCGCGAUUUAGUCGACCAACUGUAUGAUUCACCCCGAAGUCAAUAUUAUCUCUCGUUCAUGUCCGAGGUACUCAAAUCGAUAUGGGAGGAUGGGGUGGAUGUCAUUGGGGCGAUUGCGUGGAGCUUUAUGGAUAAUUGGGAAUUUGGGGAUUAUGCGCAGCAAUUUGGGAUGCAGGUUGUCAAUCGGACGACGCAGGAGAGGUGGUUUAAGAAGAGCUUUUUUGACAUUGUGGAUUUUGUGGUCUACUACAUAGUACAGACUGCACAAACACCGUUAUCAGCCGAUCCACUCUUCCCCACCGGCCGGCCAAUCCUCGUCGCGGCCGACAGCGGGACCACCAUGACUUCGCCAGACGACGGUACCACCGCCCUUGUGGCCACGGCUAUUGCUGCAGGUGCAAGGCCGUUAGACGCUGCAUCCUCCUCCCCUCCGACGCCGCUGCUACACGAGGAGGACCAGACCUUCCCGUUAGAGUCACCUGGCCACCCCUCCUCCUCUUCAGUCUUCUCCUCAUAUACCGCCGCAGCCUCGAUUUCCUCGACAAUGGCGAUACGAACACUGCCCGCUGUUCCCCCGCCCGUCGAGACUGCGAUGCCAGGCGCGUUGGGUCAAUUGCUGGUUUUCUUUCUGCAUACAAUCCCCAGCGUAUUGUUCUGGGUGAUUGGAUUUGCGACGAUCACGAUUCCGACCUGGUUAUUCACGCUCUUUUCAAUGAGUUUGACGUUCACCAUGAAUUUUACAACCAUACUGAUCAUUUUCUGCGCCUUCAUGUCCACCGUGAUAUGGUUCAUUCGCUACCGCUACCUCAACAUGUACAGCCGUCUCCCGCCCGAACCGCAGCGCAAAGAAGCGCAAAUAGAUUUGUUUCCUGACACGCAGGAAGGGGACUCGAAACCGGGGCUGGCGAAUUAUCUCGAUGAGUUUCUGAGUGCGAUCAAAGUGUUUGGGUACUUGGAGAGGCCGGUGUUUCACGAAUUGACACGGACGAUGCAGACCAGGAAAUUGAUGGCAGGGGAGACAUUGUUGUUGGAGGAAGAAAAGGGGUUUUGUUUGGUGGUUGAUGGACUUGUGCAGAUCUUUGUAAAGUCGAUCCGUGGGAAUGAGCCGAGACCACAUACGGGUACACCUUCGACGGAGGAUACGGAUGAUGAAGAGAUACGUCGGAUGGACGGGAAUCAGGGAUAUCAGUUGUUGACGGAGGUUAAGAAUGGCGCAUCCAUGUCGUCGCUGUUUUCGAUUUUGACGUUGUUUACGGAGGAUGUGCAUCUGCGUCAGGAAAGCGAUGAAACUACGAGGAAUGUUUCGGGAAAGUCUCUCCUCCCGCCUUCCAUGCCGGGCAGUCCUGGGAGUUUCGUUCCUGGUCCUCAGCUCGGAUCUCCACCUGCGGCGCAUGGAGCAGAAGGCCUUGGAGUUGCGGCUUUGCCGACAGUGCCUCCAUUGGAUUUGGAGGAAUCUGCAGAACAAGCCAAAACCGGGACAAAUACUGCUGAGCAGUCUCCUAGAGUCCCGCCCGCGUCACACCCUCACAGCCGCCGCCAAACCAAGACAAAAUCAGUUCAUCCUGAUAUCGUGGCGCGAGCUAUGGUUGAUACAACUAUUGCCAUUAUACCGGCAAGCGCCUUCCGUCGAUUGACGAGGAUGUACCCUCGCGCUACGGCGCAUAUAGUUCAGGUCAUUCUUACUCGUUUGCAAAGGGUCACAUUUUCCACUGCUCAUUCGUAUUUGGGUCUCGAUACGGAGGUGCUUAGCAUUGACCGACAACUCAACAAAUUCACUGCCUAUGACUUGCCGAAUGAUUUACGAGGGAGUGCUUUGGAACGACUAAAAGAUAAGUUUAGGCAAGAACGAGAACGUCUUGGACCGAAUGAUGACUCCAAAGGAAUUGCUCUACACAACCCUCAGGCGCAUCGUAGGCGUCGGUCGAGCAGCUCAUUAAGAAAAGAAGCUGCUUUACACACGAAGAUAUCCGCUUCGCGAAGACAUCUAUCCAUGUCGAAUGAGAAUUUUCUUUCAUCUAGCAUGACAGCGGCAAGCAGUGGCGUCAACCCCGGUGAUUUACUCUCGACUAUCCAGCUUAAUCGAUACGGAAACCGAUCUGAAAUUGGACAUCGACCACCUUCACAGGGUCAGGUCACGCCGUAUGCCGAAGUUACCAGUCCUCUGGCCCAAGUCGAACACUCGCCGUUUAGAGGCGGUGCGAUGAUGGCUACAUCUCCGUUUGCGCGAAGAGAGUCUAUUGAUGAGGAUGGUAUAUUCCGUGAAUCAGUUGUGGAAUGCAUGAUGAAGGGGAUCGGUUUGACGUCAAGCACGCGCGAUGCUCUUCAGAAGGCGUACGCGGGCGAACAGUCACCAAAGCUUGUCUCGUAUGACUCGCGGAGACAGAAAGCCGUUUUCAACAAUGCAUUUGGGUUCAUGGAUCCGUUCGAUGACGCUGACUCUGAAUCUAUGAUGUCCAUGUCUGUGACCAGUGCCGGCGGAACUUCACCUGUCCACAAUCUCCGCGAAGAACUGCUCAGUGAAAUUGAAAUUGUCUCUUUUCCGCAAGGGUCUGUUUUGGUAGAGCAAGGCGAACGGAAUCCAGGUUUAUACUACGUGAUUGACGGCUUUUUGGAUGUCGGUGUACCCAUCAACGACCGUGAAGAUGAUCUCGUCGGCGCAUCCAAGGAUCCAGAGGAGAGCUUUCCAACCCUGAAACGUACAACGACUAGCUCUUCACGCGUACCUCAUGCAGACCCAAAACGUCGAAAGUAUCCCCGACGGUCUUUGUACCUGAUCAAACCGGGUGGUAUGCAGGGUUACGUUGGAUCCGUCGCGUCGUAUCGAUCGUUCACAGAUGUAGUGGCCCAGACAGAUGUUUAUGUCGGGUUCCUGCCACGAGCGACUCUGGAACGGAUUGCGGAGCGGUAUCCCAUUGUUUUGUUGACACUGGCUAAGCGAUUGACAAGCGUUUUACCGCGGUUGAUCCUACAUAUCGAUUUUGCGUUGGAGUGGGUUCAAGUAACUGCCGGUCAGGUCAUUCACCAUCAAGGCGACGACAGUGAUGCUAUCUAUAUCGUGUUGAACGGUCGACUAAGGUCUGUCCUCGAGGGCAAGGGCGGAAAGAUGAGGGUGCUUGGAGAAUAUGGUCAAGGGGAAAGUGUUGGGGAGCUCGAGGUCAUGACAGAAUCUACUCGACCAGCGACAUUACAUGCCAUUCGUGAUACGGAGUUAGCCAAGUUUCCGCGAUCAUUAUUUAACAGUCUUGCUCAGGAACACCCGGGUAUUACGAUUCAGAUUUCGAAGCUGAUUGCCCAGCGGAUGAGGGAUCUGGUUUACAAUCCUCUGCUGAGUGAACCCUCCUAUAUUCCUCGUGACAUCAGUACAGCGAAUACGGCUACAUCGACAGUGAAUAUGCGUACUGUGGCUAUUUUGCCAGUGACUGUUGGUGUCCCGGUGGUGGAAUUUGGCAAUCGCUUGAUGAAUGCGUUCACUCAAAUCGGAGUCAUGAAUGGCGUGACUUCACUGAAUCAAGCAGCUAUUCUGAACCACCUCGGUCGACAUGCAUUCAGCAAAAUGGGUAAACUCAAACUCGCGCAGUAUCUGGCUGAUCUUGAAGAAAAGUACGGCAUGGUGCUGUAUAUUGCGGACACCAAUGUCAACUCGCCAUGGACACAGACCUGCAUCACCCAAGCGGAUUGUAUUCUCUUGGUUGGCCUGGCGGAAGGCUCGCCUGCUAUUGGCGAAUAUGAGAGGUUCUUGCUUGGAAUGAAGACGACUGCCCGCAAAGAGCUUGUCUUGCUACAUGCCGAACGGUAUUGUCCACCAGGACUGACGCGACGCUGGUUGAAGAAUCGAAUGUGGAUCAACGGUGGCCACCACCAUGUCCAGAUGUCAUAUCGUCUGACAACUGAACCUGCACACCCUCGCGCUAAACGAUUCGGGACAGCUCUGAAACAACGCGUGCAGGUCAUUCAAGCAGAAAUUCAAAAGUACACCUCUCGUCGCAUUCAUCAAACUCCAUUGUAUUCUCAGCAAACUCCCUUUAAAGGUGACUUUCAUCGACUAGCGCGCCGACUAUGCGGAAAAUCAGUCGGUCUGGUCCUUGGCGGCGGCGGUGCACGCGGCAUCGCACAUGUUGGGGUCAUCAAAGCCAUUGAGGAGGCUGGUAUCCCCAUCGAUAUCGUCGGCGGCACAUCAAUCGGCUCAUUCAUCGGCGCCCUCUACGCCCGCGACGCAGACGUCGUACCCAUGUACGGCCGCGCCAAAAAAUUCGCCGGUCGAAUGGGCAGCAUCUGGCGCUUUGCGCUCGACUUAACCUACCCAGCCGUCUCAUACACGACCGGGCACGAGUUCAAUCGCGGAAUCUUCAAGACAUUCGGCGACAGCCAGAUUGAAGAUUUCUGGCUCGAAUUUUACUGCAAUACUACCAACAUCAGUAAAUCUCGAAACGAGUUCCAUUCCUCGGGGUAUGUAUGGCGGUACGUGCGUGCCUCCAUGUCUCUGGCCGGUUUGCUUCCUCCGCUUUGCGACGAAGGUAGCUUGUUACUCGACGGCGGCUACGUCGACAAUUUGACAGUCGCACACAUGAAAUCACUCGGUGCAGACAUUAUUUUAGCUGUGGACGUAGGCAGUCUCGACGACAAUACACCCCAAGAAUACGGUGACACGCUUUCAGGCUUCUGGACAUUUGCAAACCGCUGGAACCCAUUCUCAUCAACGCCUAACCCCAUCACACUCAGCGAAAUCCAAGCCCGUCUCGCAUAUGUGUCAUCGGUCGACAGCCUGGAGCGUGCGAAAAUUAUGCCGGGAUGUUUGUACAUGCGACCGCCCAUCGAUCCGUACGGAACACUCGAGUUUGGUAAAUUUGAUGAGAUUUAUGAGGUGGGUUAUACCUACGGGAAGAAAUUUUUGGAUAAGCUGAGGGCGGAGGGCACAUUGCCGGUUAUGGAGGAGUCGACGGAAGAGAAGAAGUUGAGGAGGACUAUGGCGCCGAGGAGGGCCAGUAUUUGA
Molecule: messenger RNA, 6582 nt
Organism: Talaromyces amestolkiae
Lineage: Eukaryota; Fungi; Ascomycota; Eurotiomycetes; Eurotiales; Trichocomaceae
Exons: 4
Coding region: 1-6582 (2193 amino acids)
Biological process (GO): phosphatidylcholine metabolic process; carbohydrate metabolic process
Cellular component (GO): endoplasmic reticulum
Molecular function (GO): phosphatidylcholine lysophospholipase A1 activity; hydrolase activity, hydrolyzing O-glycosyl compounds
Source: RefSeq, a predicted model, not a curated record